Molecule: messenger RNA, 838 nt
Organism: Prorocentrum cordatum
Lineage: Eukaryota; Dinophyceae; Prorocentrales; Prorocentraceae
Source: the annotation of a GenBank genome assembly
GUGGCGACGCGAUCGCCGUGAUGAGGGACUGUCACGGGCGGCUGCACUGGUGGUGCGCGAGAAGGCCCUUCGCGCCAAAUCACGAGCACUGGCGGGUGUGCGACAGCCUCGGGGCGCACUUGCCCAGCAUGGGCGAGACGGUGCAGGCCGCCACGCUGCUUCGGAUGCCGCUCGACACCAUCGCUCAAUGCGAGGUAGCGCUGCAGGAGGGGAGCUGGGCCAGGCACGCGCCUCCGCUUGGCGCGGCGGGCGGACCGCCUCGCCCUUCCUCGGCCGCUGUCGCCUCCACGCGCGGGGGCCGGGUCGCCCGUGCGCACGACCACCUGUUGACAGGCGGUGCGACGCCGGUCGGGGGCGAGGCCACCCCCUUCACGCCCGUCUGCUUCGUGAAGGCCGACACGCUGCUGCAGGAACUGGGCGUCGGCGGCCUUGCGGGCCUUGGGGCCCCUGCGGGGGAUUGCUGCCCCGCGGAUGGCGACGCUGCUACCGCGCGGGACACCGCUGCCGCGCUGGACGUGGAUUGUCCCGUCGUCGAGGCGAGCUCGGACGUAGAGGUCGAGUGCGUUGCCACCCCGACCGCCCAGCCGAAGGAGCAGCAGGAGGUCGGCUCGGUGCUGGAGUUCGAUGCCGUGGAAUGCCUCGGGGGUGCCCGCCGAGCUGGUCCAGCGCUCGCCACCGAGGAGCCUGCCGAGCUGGUCCAGGCGGACACCUCCGAGGCACCCGCCGAGUUGGUCCAGGCGGACACCAUCGAGGAGCCCGCCGAGCUGGUCCCGGCGGACACCACCGUGGAGCCCGCCGAGCUGGGCCAGGCGGGCGCCACCGAGGAACCCGCCGAGCU